This is a messenger RNA of Benincasa hispida (wax gourd), 2716 nucleotides long. Its product is annotated as putative inactive receptor-like protein kinase At3g56050. NCBI's taxonomy places the organism in Eukaryota, Viridiplantae, Streptophyta, Magnoliopsida, Cucurbitales, Cucurbitaceae. Gene Ontology annotation, molecular function: protein kinase activity; ATP binding. Gene Ontology annotation, biological process: protein phosphorylation. The record is from RefSeq and is a predicted model, not a curated record.
UUCACCUUCCCUUCUUCACAAAUUUCACCUAAGGCAGGCCCUGUUCGUGAAAUUUAGACUCAGUCCUCCCACUCUUUCUUAUAAUCCAAUCGUUUUAUCAACACCCACUUGUCUUCUUGCGGCAUCAUUCUGAUCUUUUCUCCUUUUCGCCUCCAAAAAUUCAAAAUAACUCAGUUGAUAGAGACUGCAAACAUGAAAUAAAGUUAGACUACGCGUUUUAAUUCAAAGUUUCCCUUUAAUGGUUGGUUUGCCUUAGCUUUCUGUGAUCAGAACGCUGUUUUUUCCACUUGUUUUUUGAUCUCUGCCCAUGUUCUUCAGCUCGAUUUGAAGUUUCGACUCAGUUGGUGUUUGUAUUUGGCUAAAACUCAAUUGGGUUUGUGUUGGUUUGGGUUUUGGUUGCUUUCUUUGAAAUGGGUAAAGUUGAGAAUCGGAGUUUUCAUCGAUUCAGGCUUCGAUUUGGGGUUUAUGGGUUUGUUGUAAUGAGUUUUCUGUUUCAGAGUUUUCAUUUGUGUUGGUCGCUGAAUGAAGAAGGUUUGACUCUUCUGAAGUUCAGGGAGAGAGUUGUGAAUGAUCCAUUUGGUGCUUUGUCAAAUUGGAAUGAUCACAAAGAAGAUAUUAAUCCAUGCUUUUGGUUUGGAGUUGAAUGCUCAGAUGGGAAAGUUGUAUCUCUGAAUUUGAAAGAUCUUUGUCUUCAAGGAACACUUGCUCCUGAGCUCAAGAACUUACUCCAUAUAAAAUCUAUUAAUUUGCGAAACAAUUCUUUUAUUGGAACCAUCCCUCAAGGAUUGGGAGGACUUGAAGAACUGGAGGUGCUAGAUUUAGGAUACAACAACUUUUGUGGGCCACUUCCAUCUGAUCUUGGAAGUAAUCUUUCACUUGGAAUCCUCCUGUUGGAUAACAAUAAGCAUCUUGGUGGCUUAUCUCCUGAAAUUUAUCAGCUUCAACUACUUUCUGAGUUUCAAGUCGAUGAGAACCAUCUUUCUAAUACAGCUGAAGGAUCAUUAUGCAACAAGGAAUCCAUUUCAUGUGAUGUUGUUCAAGUAAAAGACAGUAGAGGAAGAAGAGAGCUCCGGGCGUCAGCUAGUCAAGCUCAGUCGACAUUUCAGAGUAGAGUUGCACAAAUUGUAAUUCUUACAAGUCCACUCUCUGCACUAUCUCCGCCACCAUUGUCAGGUGGAACAUCUGAAGCACCACCUGUACCACCAUCAUCACCACCACCAGCAGCUCAAGAUCCUCGAACACCACCACCACCACAUCCCGGCAUAUCUUCUAAUGAAACCAGUCCACCAACUGGCAUAUCUAUAUCAAAUAAUGAAACCACUCCACCUCCUUUAUUUCGGUCUCCUCCCCCAACGAAAACCCCACCAGAAGCUUCCAAGGAAUUACCUCCACCCCAGCCUGCUUCAAACCAACAAGAAACAGGCAAGAAAAAGUCUUCAGUCGGUGUAGUUGUAGGAGCAAGUGUGGGGGCUGCAAUAUUUGUUAUUGCAUUGGCUGUUGGCAUUUACCUCUGGACCAACAAUAAAGCUACUGUCAAACCGUGGGCGACGGGACUAAGUGGACAGCUUCAGAAAGCAUUCGUUACUGGUAUUCUUCAUUCUGAAAAAAGAACAAAAAAUCUAGUGGUUUCAUUAAUUGGUGUGCCAAAGCUGAAAAGAUCAGAGCUUGAAGUAUCUUGUGAGGAUUUCAGUAAUGUGAUUGGUUAUUCACCCAUCGGCCCGGUCUAUAAAGGGACAUUGUCUAGUGGGGUCGAAAUAGCCGUAAACAUCAUUUCAGUGAAGUCGUCUAAAGAUUGGUCCAUGGCAUUGGAAUCUCAGUUCAGGAAAAAGAUCGAUACGCUAUCGAAAAUAAACCACAAGAACUUUGUCAACCUUAUUGGUUAUUGCGAAGAAGAGGAGCCCUUCAGCAGAAUGAUGGUUUUCGAAUAUGCUCCCAAUGGAACGGUUUUCGAACAUCUUCAUGAUGAAGAAUUUGAACACUUGAACUGGAGAAUGCGAAUGAGAAUUGCAAUGGGAAUGGCUUACUGCCUUGAAUACUUGCACGAGCAGAACACACCGCUAAUCCAACUCAACCUUACCUCAUCGGCCAUCAAUCUGACUGAGGAUUAUGCAGCAAAGAUUUCAGAGUGUAGUUUACAAAACGAAAUCGUUGCAGACGAGCGGAUCUGCACCAGUGGACACCUCUUAAACACUUCAUCAGGAGGUCCAGAAAGCCAAAUCUACAGCUUUGGGUUAGUGUUGUUAGAACUAAUGACAGGUAGAAUCCCCCAUUCAGCACAAAAUGGUUUACUUGAAGACUGGGCAAUACAAUACUUAAGAUUGGACAAACCGCUCAAGAAGUUCGUCGACCCGACUCUCACAUCGUUCCAAGAGGAGCAGUUGGAGCAAAUCGGUCAGUUACUAAGAUCUUGCUUACAUUCCAAUCCAGAGCAGAGACCAACGAUGAAGCUCAUUACCUCAAGGUUGAGAUUAAUAACCGGGAUAACCCCGGAUGAAGCGAUCCCGAGGCUUUCUCCUCUUUGGUGGGCCGAGCUCGAGAUUGCAUCAGAAGGACGAUGAGGCGUGGAUGUAUUAUUGCAAGUAUGAGCACAACUUCUGUAUCCUGUAUCUAGUUUUCUGCUGGAUUAUACUGUAGAUAUCAUUGCUUUAAAAGUUUUGCUUGUAUAUAUGUGAGAUGGUUAAUAUAUAUGCAUAACAAGUUUAGUCUCUUCAAAAAA